AUGAACGUCAGGAGAGGCAUGCGCAUGCUGACCAAAAGGCUACAAAUACAAUCGUCCGUCAGAUCGCAUGCUCCAUAUCGGCUCGCGUCGUCGCGCAGCCCGCAGAAGAAUGAAGAACCCAGAGGCGGCACCACCACACCUGUACCCGAUGAAGCCUCGAUUGUUGUUUCAAAGUCAGCAUACUAUUUCGAGGCCGGCUAUGGCCUCUUCGCCAAACGACCAUCACGACCUUUUCCGCCGCCCUUCUUAUCACCACCCUCGGGUUCCUUCUCAGAUCCACUGAGUACCCAUGACCGAAGCCGCGACCGCCGCCCGUCUGUGAACGGUGACAUGAUCCGUGGGAUCACGAACGGUGACGAUGCCGUCCUGGUCAGCGACAACUUCAUAGGCGCAAACGACGGUGUAGGAGCAUGGGCUAGUCGUGAAAGAGGACACGCUGCCUUGUGGUCGCGCCUCAUACUCCACUUCUGGGCCCUGGAGGCCGAGAAAGAUGUAUACGGAGACGAUUCGGAGCCGGAUCCUGUCACAUACCUCUCCAAAGCUUACCAACAGACCAUAGACGCAACCAGUAAACCCAACGAAUGGUUUGGCACCACUACUGCUUGCGGUGCCCUCUUGCAUACCGAUACCAACAACCCACCCCAUCCUAUACUCUACGUAACCCAGCUUGGUGAUUCUCAGAUACUGGUCAUACGACCAGAAGAACGCGAAGUCAUCUACAAGACUACUGAGCAAUGGCACUGGUUCGACUGUCCACGGCAGCUUGGCACCAAUAGUCCUGAUGUGCCCGACAAGAAUGCCGUCAUGGACAAGAUCACCAUCGCAGAAGACGACAUCAUUCUAGCCAUGUCUGACGGCGUUGUGGACAACCUCUGGGAACACGAAGUUGUCGACAAUGUCCUGCAAAGUAUGGAGAAAUGGCAAUCCGGCAGUGUUCCUCAAGUGAUGCGCUCAGACGACCAAAGCACAUACGCAGGGGGUAUGCAAUUCGUUGCCCAGGAGCUUGUCAAAGCAGCUCGCACCAUUGCCCAAGAUCCAUUUGCAGAGAGCCCGUACAUGGAACGUGCAAUUGAAGAAGGUCUCUCGAUAGAGGGUGGGAAACUUGACGACAUCAGCGUUGUCGCGGCUGUUUGCAAAAAGCGGAUUGGCAGAUGA
Molecule: messenger RNA, 1155 nt
Organism: Aureobasidium musti
Lineage: Eukaryota; Fungi; Ascomycota; Dothideomycetes; Dothideales; Saccotheciaceae
Source: the annotation of a GenBank genome assembly